Cornus florida is the source of this 2784-nucleotide messenger RNA. Its product is annotated as G-type lectin S-receptor-like serine/threonine-protein kinase At1g11330. The transcript is spliced from 7 exons. NCBI's taxonomy places the organism in Eukaryota, Viridiplantae, Streptophyta, Magnoliopsida, Cornales, Cornaceae. The record is from RefSeq and is a predicted model, not a curated record. Gene Ontology annotation, biological process: protein phosphorylation; recognition of pollen. Bases 88 to 2598 code for a protein of 836 amino acids. Gene Ontology annotation, molecular function: ATP binding; protein serine/threonine kinase activity.
AAUAAUCAACCUUUUCUGAAUUCCUUUGGCAACAAAUAGACACUACACCAUCCAUCUUCUUCACCAACAAGAAGCACUAGACUUGCCAUGGAACUUACAAGAUUAAUGACUCUUCUUUCAAUCCCUGUUCUCAUAUUUUACUGUUCUUGUACUAUAGUAUUUUGCACAGCCAUAAACACAAUUACAUCAACUCAACCCAUCAAUGACCCUGAAGCUAUAGUCUCCAAUGGUGCCACCUUCAAGCUGGGAUUUUUUAGUCCUGUUAAUUCUACUAACCGGUAUGUUGGUAUCUGGUACAACCAGAUCUCUGUGAAGGCUGUGGUAUGGGUCGCCAAUAGAGAUAAACCUCUUAAUGACUCUUCCGGGAUUCUGACAAUAUCCAAGGAUGGCAACCUUGUGGUCUUGGAUAGACACAAACAGAUUGUUUGGUCAUCAGAUGUUCCAAAUCCUCCGGUGAAUUCAAGUGCCCAGCUUUCAAAUUCUGGGAAUCUUGUCUUGCGAGAUGACUCCAAUGGAAACAAAAUAUGGGAGAGUUUUGAACACCCUUCUGAUUCUUUCUUGCAGGGGAUGAAACUUAGUACCAACAAGUUCACAGAUGAGAAGAUUCGGCUGACCGCAUGGAAAAGCCCUUCAGAUCCAUCCAGUGGAAGGUUCACUUUUGGCAUCAAUCCUCUGAAUAUUCCAGAAAUUUAUGUAUGGAAUGGUAGUCAUCCAUACUGGCGCAGUGGCCCAUGGAGUGGGCAGAUUUUUAUUGGCAUACCUCAAAUGGUUUCUGUAUACAAUCGCAGAAUUCAAAUUCUAGAUGACAAAGAACGAAAUGUAUCUAUGACUUACACUUACGCAAAUGAGCCUUCUCUGUCAACCCUAUACCUUACCUUAAGUUCUGAUGGAAAUAUAAUGGACACGUACCGGGAAGAAGGAAAGGAGACUUGGAAAAUUCCGUGGUCAGCUCCUGCUACUGAAUGUGAAGUUUAUGGCAAGUGUGGUCCAUUUGGAAGCUGCAAUGUGCAUGGUGCCCCAAUUUGCACCUGUUUACAAGGAUUUAAUCCAAAUGACAUUGAGGAAUGGAGUAGAGGAAAUUGGACCGGUGGAUGUGUGAGGAGGAGUCAAUUGCAGUGCGAGAAAAACAACAGUACUGGUGGUGAAAAGGGCAAAGAAGAUGCGUUUCUGAAGCUAAAGACGGUGAAAGUGCCCGCCUUUGCCGAGUUGUCAACUACAUAUUCAGAAGACAAGUGCAAAAGUGAGUGCUUGAAUAAUUGCUCUUGUAUAGCUUAUGCAUAUUACAGUGGCCUUGGUUGUAUGGAGUGGAGUGGAGACUUAAUUGACAUACAGAAAUUUUCCUAUGCCGGAGCAGAUCUUAACAUUCGUGUUGCAUAUUCAGAACUUGGAAAAAAGAGAAGCACAAAACUAGUUGUCAAAAUUGCAGUGCCCAUAGGGUUAUUAACCAUUGCUAUCUGUAUUUAUCUUUCCUGGAGGUGGAUGGCUAGACAAAGAGGAAGGAAGAACAAGAGGGAGAAGAUGUUAUUUGAAAGAAGGGGAGUGAAUCCAGAUCAUUCGAAUGAAAAAAAUCUUAACCAAAUUAAACUUGAAGACAUACCUCUAUUCAGUUUUGAGGAACUGGCAAUUGCAACAGACAAUUUUCACGUGGCCAAUAAGCUCGGGCAAGGUGGUUUUGGUCCAGUGUACAAGGGAAAAUUGUUGAGCGGACAAGAUAUAGCUGUCAAACGACUUUCAAGUUCCUCUGGACAAGGGCUGGAGGAGUUUAUGAAUGAGGUUAGGGUAAUUUCCAAACUCCAGCAUCGCAAUCUUGUUAGGCUUCUUGGCUGCUGUGUGGAAGGAGAAGAAAAGAUGUUGAUCUAUGAAUACAUGCCAAAUAAAAGCUUGGAUGCAGUUCUCUUUGAUCCAAUCAAGAAAAAAGUUCUGGAUUGGAGAAAACGUGCCAACAUUAUUGAAGGGAUUGGUCGAGGACUACUUUACCUUCACAGGGAUUCCAGAUUGAAGAUUAUUCAUAGAGAUCUAAAAACGAGUAACGUUCUAUUAGAUGAAAAUUUAAAUCCAAAAAUUUCAGAUUUUGGCAUGGCAAAGAUUUUUGGAGGCAACCAAGACCAAGCCAACACUGGAAGGGUUGUUGGAACUUUUGGUUAUAUGGCCCCUGAAUAUGCAAUGGAAGGGAGAUUCUCCGAAAAAUCUGAUGUCUUUAGCUUUGGAGUACUAUUAUUAGAGAUUUUAAGUGGGCGAAAAAAUACUAGUUUUUAUCAUGACGAAGAGUCUUUGAGCCUUCUAAGAUUUGCAUGGAAAUUAUGGAAAGAAGAUAUGAUUGUAAAGCUUAUAGAUCCAACAACUUCUGAUCCAUACUUCCAAGUGGAGAUGUUGAGAUACAUACAUAUAGGACUACUGUGUGUGCAAGAAUUCGCUGCUAAUAGGCCAACUAUUUCUACUAUUGUUUUGAUGCUUAGUAGGGAAAUUGCAAAUCUUCCAACUCCAAAGCAACCUGCAUUUAGUGAAAUAAAAGGUGUCUCAAGUAUGCAGAAUUCUCAACAGAGCCAAAGGAGUUGUUCUUCAAACAAUGUAACUGUUACAACAAUUGUUGGCCGUUAGCUUGCAAAUUCUUAUGAUUUCUUUUCUCUUUUACAAUUAUCCCUCAAGUGCACUUCAAUUGUAUAUUUGAAACCUGUGGAACUUGUAGAGCACUUUUUUUCAAUUGUAAUUUUGCUCAAAACCCAUGGAAAUGGUUUGUGGAUCUUUUUAAUUGGGAUUGGAAUUCUAUGGGAAAAUUUUAUCAAA